UCCUACAAUAUAAAUCUAUCAACAUUAUAAAUUAAGGAUACAUAACACAAUAUUUAUAAAUAAUAGCAAAAAGGUAAAACAGGACAAGCAGCAACAUGUACGGAGUUUUGAAACAAAAUAUGACAUGCAAAGGAAACCUGCACGAACCUACGGGGCCGGAUAAGUUAAAAUGUUUCAUUAUUGUGGUCGUCAUGACGCUCAUUAUUGUUGGCAACGUCUGCUGCAUCGUCGUGUUCAACCAUCCUCGGUCAAAGCGAUUCUUUAUGAAGCGUGUGAGGUACAUGAUGACGUCACUAAGUUGCUCGGACCUCGGGUUCGGGUUGCUCGUCUGCCCAUCAACUAUCUACUCUUCGCUAUACCACUGCUGGCCGUUCGGAGAUGUCUUUUGCCGCAUUGAAGCUCUCUUAAUCUCUGCGCUUUUCCACCAGUCAACUCUCAACAUGGUGCUGAUUGCGGUGGACCGGUAUUGCAUCGUCCAUUUGCGACGGUACAAUACCUACAUGAGCUCCACACGCUUCCUGAAGCUUAUCAUUUCAACGUGGAUAGUGGUUUUUACCUGUUAUUCAAUCGUCAUUUUUGCCGGAGGACAAUAUUACUUCGAUGAGUUUGGAAUAAACUGUGAACCAUUUUAUAAAAACGAAAAGGUUACAUUGUCUGUAAUCAGCAUUUUCUAUUUCUUGCCUUCUCUUAUAUUCGUUUUCUGCUACAUGUCAAUCUACCGAACGGCUUGCAAAAGAAAGGUGCUGACAAUCUCUGGGGAUGACAAGCAUGGAAGAAUGGUGUCUGCAAAUAUAAGGACAUCAAAGUAUCUAGCGGCGAUAACGGUGGGCUACUUUGUGGCGGUUUCACCUUGGAAUAUGACCACUUUUAUCAUUAGUGCCGCGAAGAUAAGUGUCAACGUUCACGUAGACUUCACCAUGACGUGGCUGUCACUUAGCAACAGUUUCUGGAACUGUCUUAUUUACGGCGCCAUGAACCGGAAGUUCCGACGCGCGGCUAAGCAGCUUGCGUGUGGGUUUUUAGUUAAAUCACAAACGGAAUCUACCGAUAAGUCAACGGAAGAUUUUAGCGCCGUUGGGGAUUCGACGUAUUCGCGGUACAAGCAGCGUUCUAUCCAGAAGGUUAGAAAUAGAUACAUGGAAACGUCAGUUUCUGAUACAUCACCACAAACAGUUAGACAUGUGAAGGAAACUGUUAUCAUGUGAAAGGACAAUAUUAUCAGUGUAGUAUUUAUUAGUUUCCUCACAACAAACAAUAAGGGCAUGAUGUAUUCAGUAGUUUUAUUUAUAAAUAAAAUAAUGUCUGCUCAUUUAUCUCGAAGAUAUGUAUUACAUGUACUUUGCUUUCGUUUAUUGGUGAGUUCUUUUUCAAAAACUGAGUGCAUAUGCAUUAUAAUAUUAUCAAUAAAACGAAACUGCAUACUUUAUAUAAAGGAAAUCAACAUUUGUUUUUCAUUUAAAGUGACACUCUUAUUCAAAAUCAAUACAUUCAAUCAAUCAUUAGCAUGUGUAACAAACAUAGAUUUUGACUGAAAAACCUUAAACUACAUACGAAAUAAUGCAUUUAUGGAAAAUAUUUAUAACUGAUUACAAGAUUGUAACCGUGUAUUUAAUAGCUGAAAGCGCAUAAAUAUAAAAUGAUGAGCGAAUGCUUAAAGAUUUACAGUGGUCUACCAUAGUCGCAUAAGGAAGAAAUAUUGUGUUUUAUGCUCAUUUCCUUCAAAUUAACUCGAUAUCCUUCAUAAUAACCAUUGUUUUUGACAUUUAUUCAUUCUUUUUGUAAUAUAAAUCAAUAAUAUUCAUUGUGGUAAAUCUUAAUUGGGAGUAAGAGUGCGUCUUUAAAGAUUUGAGGGUUGAUCACAAUCAUAUCCGUCUUAUUUAAUUGUUUUGAUCAGUGAGUCCUUUGAAGUGACUUAGUUAGCAGUCCGUGUAUUUGCCUCGUAUUUCCUAACAUAUGUGCAUGCACUAGUUGAAACAGUGUUUAAAAAGC
Messenger RNA from Mya arenaria, 1989 nucleotides. Its product is annotated as probable G-protein coupled receptor 21. Gene Ontology annotation, biological process: G protein-coupled receptor signaling pathway. Lineage: Eukaryota; Metazoa; Mollusca; Bivalvia; Myida; Myidae. Bases 96 to 1205 code for a protein of 369 amino acids. The record is from RefSeq and is a predicted model, not a curated record. The transcript is spliced from 2 exons. Gene Ontology annotation, molecular function: G protein-coupled receptor activity. Gene Ontology annotation, cellular component: membrane.